CGACAGCGAGCUGACGUACCUGCUCGACAAGCUCGAGAAGCUCGAGGAGCUGGCUGUGCUGAAGGACACAUGGAAGGACGUGGCGGCCACUUGGAUGUCGAUCCUCGAGCUGCGACGCCAGAUUAGCGUCGAGCGCGGCAUCGCCGUCAUCGACUGCAUCGCGAGCGACCAGAAGGUGCUCGACGCGCUCGGCGCCGCCAAGGCGCUCUUCGACAUCGAGGGCGACGCGCCGCCCGACAUCUUGGCGCGCCGCCCUCUCUUAGACAGCCCCUCGUGACAGCGCCGCUCUCGGCCCUCCCUCCGCCUGCAGGCGCGGCUCAGCAAGGACACCGGCGGCCACAUCCGCGCCAACGGCUACAGCUACCGCAAGAAGAUCAACCUCGAGCUCGCGCGCAUCCGCCGCGUGCGCGACCUGCAGAUGCGCGGCGUGGCCCUCGUCGGGACGGCGAUUGCGGCUGCGCUCAUCUCGACCUUCAACUACCUCUACUCCGUCGCCGACGGCGUGGAGCCGUGGUGGCUGCCGCCGGCCGUCGUGCUCGGCGUCCUCUGCGUCCUCCUUCCCGCCGCGGCGGUCCUCGUCUACCUCCACCUCCUGCACAAGCGCAAGUCGGCGGGCUCGAGGCUGGGCAGCGGGCUCGGGCACGGCGCCUGAGCUUUCUCCACCGACCCCGGGAGGAGGGCCGCGCCUGGCCCUUAGUUCCCUCUCUGCCGCCGCCGCGGCCUGUGCAAGCCUUGCCUGAGGGCUCGAGGCUGGGCGCGGCGGGCGCACAGGCGCUACGGACCUGAACGCGCGGGAAACGGGGAUGUGACGCACUCUAGCGC
This is a messenger RNA of Emiliania huxleyi CCMP1516, 822 nucleotides long. RefSeq lists its product as hypothetical. The transcript is spliced from 5 exons. The record is from RefSeq and is a predicted model, not a curated record. NCBI's taxonomy places the organism in Eukaryota, Haptophyta, Isochrysidales, Noelaerhabdaceae. The coding region runs from base 419 to 652 and encodes 77 amino acids.